AUUAACCCCACUGGACUGGGGUAAUUUAGAUCCUAGAUCACAAAAGGUGUGUCUCAAAAUGAUAAUGCAAUCAUUAUCCAACAUGAUCUUGCUUUAACCAUCGUCAUCAAAUAAACAGGCAUGGUCUGUCAUCUAAUCUAAAUGCAAACCCAAAAAGCGUUGACCUUGUCUGGGCCUGAUGACACCCAGCGGUUCCUCCAGUAGGGGGCGCUAAGCAGUCUAAUGACAGCAUGGAAGAACAAAUGUAUCGCUGAAAACAGGCAAUGGCCACAAUCGUCUUUAUUAAUUGCAUGUAUUCUUUUGAUGCUCAUUACAAAAAAGUGAUCUGCGAUGAUUAAAAUAUCUUAACAUAACGUUGUAGUUGCAGUCUGUAGAGUGGGCAACGUAUCCACACAUUGAAGUUCGAAAAAACGUAUUUUGCGGGGUUUCAGGGAAGGCUUACGAGUUUGUUAACUUUCAAAACGAUGUACUGUUUGAUUACUGAUUUGAGACCAAUCUUUAGGGUUCGACCAGUCAGAGACCUGCCUUUGGGGUUCGGCUGCUCGGGCUUUAUGUAAGGAAAUGACAUCCCGUCGGCUUAUGUCAUACAUGCGGGGCAUAGCCAUAGAACCCGUCCAUAUUUAAACAGAAUGAAUGACUGGACUUUCCAAAGCUUCUGAAUAUUUUCAUGUUUUAAGAAGUCGUCGCCUUUCGUGGAAGGCGAGUUUUACUCGGAAUAAAGAUGUCCUCUAUUAGGAUUGUAUAAGGCUAUACACAAUGUUUUUGGGCAGCGCGGAAGAAGUCCUUUACUAUCUUAUGUCCCAUUGGUUUAUAUCCAUGUGUUCCCUGAGCAACUCCCCGUCUCAAAGGCUCUGGUCCGGCUGGACGCAGACAGGUCAUCUAAAGUCCCAGAUCAGAUGAGGAACUGAACUACACACCAAUGAUUUACAUUCGAUGGGACAUUUCUGACGGUGCGACGUAGUUCCAGGUUUAAUCGGAGUGUGCAGGCUCCAGCACAGACGUUGACGAGAGGCGGAGAGGGAAAGGAUGCCCGCCCCACCCCCCCCACCGCCCCCUCCCUGUGCCCCCCCUCCCCCCUCCUUUGCCUCGGUAAACUCCCAGAAGCCCUCUCAGAACCGCUCGGAGCAGCAGGGCCGCAGUGCCCUUCUGACGGACAUCUCUAAAGGCGCCCGACUGAAGAAGGCGGUGACCAACGACCGCAGUGCGCCCGUUGUAGACAAGCCUAAAGGAGGUGGAGGAGGGGGUGGAUUUGGUAGUGGUACACCUGGAGGCCUGUUUCAGGGAGGUAUUCCCAAGCUGAGAUCCACAGGGAGCAGAGAAACCAGUGACACUGGGGGCCAGCGAGGACCUAUACUCCCUCCAGGGGCCCGCUCCGCUGGUGCCAGGCCCUUCAAUGCACUCGGGGGCCCCCCAAGAUUUCCCGGGGCCCCAUCAUCCCCCCGUAGCAGCACCCCUGACCUACCGAGGGGCCGCGUGAUGCCCCCCUCCAGACCGGACACUCCGGGCGGGCCUCCGCCCCCUGUGCCCAGCACCCCUCGACCCAAUCAAGGCUCUCGGGGCGGCCCCUUGCCACCGUCAGCCCCUGGGGGUCCCAGGCCUGGUUCUGGCCUGGGGCCCCCACCUCCUGGCCUUCCGCCAGGGAGACACGGCCCCCUUCCUACCCUGCCCGGAGGCUCCUACGCCGGGGCCUCCGGCAACUCCCGACCUCCAUUACCGCCCACGCCAGGAGUCAGAGCCUCCCCAGGGUCCGAGGACCGCCCCCCGCCCCCGCCGGCCCCAAGUGGGAGUAACCGCCUGUCGAUAGCCCGGGACGGCCCGCCAACACCUCCUCCUCCGUCCUCUAUGUUCGGCUUGAAACCCCCCUCGCCCUCUGUCUCCUCCCCCUCCCCCCGCUUGCCAGGAGGGGCCCCUCCUCUCCCCCCAGGCCGGCCUGGCCCCCCUCCUCUCCCCCCCUCCCCAGCAGGGGGGGGGGACCAUGCAACCCCUCGCCUGCCCCAAAGGAACAUGUCGCUCAGCAGCCAAGCACCGGCCCCCCCACCAGGACGAUCGGGACCACUUCCCCCCCCCCCAAAUGAGAGACCACCCCCACUUGGAAGAAACCAGGUCGCAGGUCGCACAGGUCCACUUCCUCCACCCCCCCCCUCGGCUCGCAGCGGGGGCAGCGUGAGGUCCUCGUCCAUACCUUCUCCCAUUGGUCGGCCAAGCCCUGGCGGAAGGCCCCCCCUUCCACCAGAAAGACCAGGCCUGGGCGGGCCUCCCCCCCCUCCCCCUCCCAUGGGCAAUGGCAUCCAGAACUCUCACCCACAGACCCCCCACCACCAGCAGCAGCAGCCGAUGGGCGAUGAGUGGGAGUCUCGUUUCACCUUCCAUCCCAUGUCAGACCUCCCUCCUCCAGACCCCUACGUACCAAGUCAGAAGACCUACCCCAGCAAGAUGGGCAAGGGCGACGCCAGAGGUUCUGGUAAGGAGAGAGGUGCUCCCCCGCUGCCCCCCAUACCAAGGUGAAGAGGAGGUUCCCCCCCCACCAGCCCUCAAGCCAUCUUCCUUUCUUCACCCAUCUUUUUUUUCACUCUAUCACUGCUUCUUGGUUUUCCAGUAGCACACAAAUGUCACAGAAAUAUUUUAUACAUUUAAGGUACUAUAAAGUAAUGGCUUCACAUCUGUGUAGAAUUGACUGUGUGUCUGUGUGUUUGUGUGUGUACAUCUGUGUUACAGCCCUUGACCAAAGAACCCUGUUUAAAAGUGGGACAUACUUAAGUACAAUGCAAUGUCUAUACGAGCACGAUUUAAUGCUGUUUCUUAGGAAUAUUAAGGAGACGGCCCCUUGCCUUCAACUGAACAACCUUGACUAAUCUUGACUAACUAACCCUUGCAUCUAUCAAAAACAGGAUGUAAACCUUCAACAAAAGUCUGCUGGUGAAUGUUGUGCUAUGCUAUGGGCAAAAUUCACAAGUUAAGUGAACAAGUACUUCAAAGACUAUUGAACUGAAAAACAUUGUUCCGUAAUGUAAUUCAAUCAAUGAGUGUUAUUUGAUGUGUUCCUUCUUGGAGAUGCAGUGGUCUCACUCCAUAACUGUGGGUUACUCAGUCUGUUUCUGUGGUCUUAUGUCCCUCUCUCCUUCUAAUAGCACACCUGCGCCUAGAGUCCACUCAGUAUUAUAUGAACAGGAUCAAUAAGAGAUCCAUGUUUAGGACACAUUAUUUAGGGAUCUCUUUGUGUCUAAACAAUGCCUAUGCUCUCUCUAUGGUGUUCCAACAGAAGGGCAGGGGACUGGAGGAGGUGGUCUAGGCUGUUGGUUUGUACUUGCCGUACAUCAACCAAUACAAAAAUAACUAAUCAAACCACAGCCGGCGAUCUGUGCUGAAAUAAAGAUUGAUCUUUGUCGAAACAAUAUAAUGCAACAUUUCUGACCCUCUAACAGCCAUGGUCAGAUAAUGUCUUUGUUCAGGGUUGAUGUCCAACCAGUUCCUAUAACAGCCCCAGUCGAGUCGAGUUUAAAUGAUGGAACCAACUGCUCCCUCUCAUCAGUCCUCUGUUGUUGCCAAAAGUAAAGGGCAAAACGCUUCUGUGUGUGUUUGCACUUUGCCGCCCUCCCAUGGUGACAUGUGACAUUGAUUUAAGAUCUAUGUGUUCGUCUUUCACACAAGCAGACAAAGAAAUGGAUGUUAAAUCAAUCUAGGAGGAUUUUCCGAGGUUGUGAAGGAGCUUUGAUUAAUGUCAAUGCUAUGAUUUGUUUAAGUGGCUUUAAAUGAUUGUACAUGUUACGUUUGUGGGCUAUGUAUGUUACUCUUUGCUCUACCCUACGCUGCUUUGAUUAUAUUUUUGUAUGUUUUGUUUUAUGUUUUGGUCAUGGAACCAAAUAAUAUGUUAUUCAUGGAACCAAUAUCGUGAGGGGUUUUUGAACGACUUCACACCGAAUGGAUCAAAAUUAAAAAAAAUCGUAAUGUUUGUGCUAA
Messenger RNA from Gadus macrocephalus (Pacific cod), 3957 nucleotides. RefSeq names its product WAS/WASL interacting protein family, member 1b (gene wipf1b). Bases 1027 to 2505 code for a protein of 492 amino acids. The record is from RefSeq and is a predicted model, not a curated record. Gene Ontology annotation, molecular function: actin binding. NCBI's taxonomy places the organism in Eukaryota, Metazoa, Chordata, Actinopteri, Gadiformes, Gadidae. The transcript is spliced from 10 exons.